Lepus europaeus (European hare) is the source of this 4674-nucleotide messenger RNA. It is a transcript of the gene COL1A2, whose product is annotated as collagen type I alpha 2 chain. Lineage: Eukaryota; Metazoa; Chordata; Mammalia; Lagomorpha; Leporidae. Gene Ontology annotation, molecular function: extracellular matrix structural constituent. The transcript has 52 exons. The coding region runs from base 139 to 4233 and encodes 1364 amino acids. The record is from RefSeq and is a predicted model, not a curated record.
UGGACCGUUUUAGCACCACGCCGGCGGGAGGUAGCUAGCGGCCAGGACUGCAUGCCCGCGCCCGCCAGGUGAUCGCUCCGCCGCCGACCGGGGCCCCCAGCGCGCCACACAAGGAGUCUGCAUGUCUAGCGCGUAGACAUGCUCAGCUUUGUGGACACGCGGACCGUGCUGCUGCUCGCAGUGGCGUCGUGCCUAGCCACCUGCCAGUCUUUACAAGAGGAAACUGCAAGAAGGGGCCCAGCUGGAGAUAGAGGACCACGUGGAGAAAGGGGUCCACCAGGCCCCCCAGGCAGAGAUGGUGAUAAUGGUCCCAACGGCCCUCCCGGCCCACCAGGGCCUCCUGGACCUCCUGGCCUCGGCGGGAACUUUGCUGCUCAGUUUGAUGGAAAAGGAGGUGGCCCUGGACCCAUGGGUUUAAUGGGACCUAGAGGCCCUCCUGGUGCAGCUGGUGCCCCUGGACCUCAAGGUUUCCAAGGACCUGCUGGUGAGCCUGGUGAACCCGGUCAGACUGGCCCGGCAGGAGCUCGUGGUCCACCUGGACCCCCUGGCAAGGCUGGUGAGGAUGGUCACCCCGGAAAACCUGGAAGACCUGGUGAGAGAGGAGUUGUUGGACCACAGGGUGCUCGUGGCUUCCCUGGAACCCCUGGACUUCCUGGCUUCAAGGGCAUUAGGGGACACAACGGUCUGGAUGGAUUGAAAGGACAGCCUGGUGCUCCUGGUGUGAAGGGUGAGCCUGGUGCCCCUGGUGAAAAUGGAACUCCAGGGCAAACAGGAGCCCGGGGCCUUCCGGGUGAGCGAGGACGUGUCGGUGCUCCUGGCCCAGCUGGUGCUCGUGGCAGUGAUGGCAGUGUCGGUCCCGUGGGCCCUGCUGGUCCUAUUGGGUCUGCUGGCCCUCCCGGCUUCCCAGGCGCCCCUGGUCCCAAGGGUGAAAUCGGACCUGUUGGUAACCCUGGUCCCUCUGGCCCUGCGGGUCCCCGUGGUGAAGUGGGUCUUCCAGGUGUUUCUGGCCCCGUUGGACCCCCUGGUAACCCUGGAGCAAACGGCCUCACUGGUGCUAAGGGUGCAGCUGGCCUUCCCGGUGUUGCUGGGGCUCCUGGUCUCCCUGGACCCCGUGGUAUUCCUGGCCCUGUCGGUGCUGCUGGUGCUACCGGUGCCCGCGGACUUGUUGGUGAGCCUGGCCCAGCUGGCACCAAGGGAGAGAGCGGUAACAAGGGCGAGCCUGGCUCUGCUGGACCCCAAGGACCCCCUGGUCCCAGUGGAGAAGAAGGAAAGAGAGGUUCCCCUGGCGAGCCUGGCUCUGCUGGCCCUGCAGGACCUCCUGGCCUGAGAGGUAGCCCUGGUUCCCGCGGUCUUCCUGGAGCUGACGGCAGAGCUGGUGUCAUGGGGCCUCCUGGUAAUCGUGGUUCCACUGGCCCUGCUGGAGUCCGAGGCCCCAAUGGAGAUUCUGGUCGCCCUGGUGAGCCUGGUCUCAUGGGACCCCGAGGUCUCCCUGGAUCCCCUGGAAAUGUUGGCCCAGCCGGUAAAGAAGGCCCUGUCGGCCUCCCUGGUAUUGACGGCAGGCCUGGCCCAAUUGGCCCUGCUGGAGCAAGAGGAGAGCCUGGUAACAUCGGAUUCCCUGGACCCAAAGGCCCCACCGGUGAUCCUGGCAAAAAUGGUGACAAAGGUCAUCCUGGUCUUGCUGGUGCUCGGGGUGCUCCAGGUCCCGACGGAAACAAUGGCGCUCAGGGCCCUCCUGGCCCACAGGGUGUGCAAGGUGGAAAAGGUGAACAGGGUCCUGCUGGUCCUCCAGGUUUCCAGGGUCUGCCUGGCCCCUCAGGUACAGCCGGCGAGGCUGGCAAGCCAGGAGAAAGGGGUCUGCCCGGUGAAUUUGGUCUCCCCGGUCCUGCCGGUCCAAGAGGAGAGCGUGGUGCCCCCGGGGAGAGUGGUGCUGCUGGUCCUCCCGGCCCUAUUGGGAGCCGAGGUCCUUCUGGACCCCCAGGGCCUGAUGGAAACAAGGGUGAACCUGGUGUGGUUGGUGCUCCAGGCACUGCUGGUGCGUCUGGUCCUGGUGGCCUCCCAGGAGAGAGGGGUGCUGCUGGCAUUCCUGGAGGCAAGGGAGAAAAGGGUGAAACUGGCCUCAGAGGUGAAGUUGGUAACCCUGGCAGAGACGGUGCUCGGGGUGCUCCUGGUGCUGUAGGUGCCCCUGGUCCUGCUGGAGCCACAGGUGACCGGGGUGAAGCUGGUGCUGCUGGCCCUGCUGGCCCUGCUGGUCCUCGGGGUAGUCCUGGUGAACGUGGUGAGGUUGGUCCCGCUGGCCCUAAUGGAUUCGCUGGUCCUGCUGGUGCUGCUGGUCAACCUGGUGCUAAAGGAGAGAAAGGAACCAAGGGACCCAAGGGUGAAAAUGGUGUUGUUGGUCCCGCAGGCCCCGUUGGAGCUGCUGGCCCAUCUGGUCCAAAUGGUCCCCCUGGUCCUGCUGGAGGUCGUGGUGAUGGAGGCCCCCCUGGUAUGACUGGUUUCCCUGGUGCUGCUGGACGGACUGGACCCCCAGGCCCCUCUGGUAUUACUGGCCCUCCUGGUCCCCCUGGUGCUGCCGGUAAAGAAGGGCUUCGUGGUCCUCGUGGUGACCAAGGUCCAGUUGGCCGAACUGGAGAAACAGGUGCAUCUGGCCCCCCUGGCUUUCCUGGAGAGAAGGGUCCCUCUGGAGAGGCUGGUACUGCUGGACCUCCUGGCACCCCAGGUCCUCAGGGUCUUCUUGGUGCUCCUGGCAUUCUGGGCCUUCCCGGCUCCAGAGGUGAACGUGGUCUCCCAGGUGUUGCUGGUGCUUUGGGUGAACCUGGUCCUCUUGGCAUCGCAGGCCCUCCCGGGGCCCGUGGUCCCCCUGGUGCUGUGGGCAGUCCUGGAGUCAACGGAGCUCCUGGUGAAGCCGGUCGUGAUGGCAACCCUGGGAGCGAUGGUCCUCCAGGACGCGACGGUCAGGCUGGACACAAGGGAGAACGCGGUUACCCUGGCAAUGCUGGUCCUGUUGGUGCUGCAGGUGCACCUGGUCCUCAAGGCUCCGUGGGCCCCACUGGCAAACAUGGAAACCGUGGUGAACCUGGCCCUGCUGGUUCUAUUGGUCCCGUCGGUGCUGCUGGUCCAAGAGGCCCUAGUGGUCCACAAGGCAUCCGGGGUGAUAAGGGAGAGCCUGGUGAUAAGGGGCCCAGAGGUCUUCCUGGCAUAAAGGGACACAACGGAUUGCAAGGUCUUCCCGGUCUCGCUGGUCAACAUGGUGAUCAAGGUGCUCCCGGUGCUGUGGGUCCCGCUGGCCCCAGGGGCCCUGCUGGUCCUACCGGCCCUGCUGGCAAAGACGGCCGCUCUGGACAUCCCGGUACAGUUGGACCUGCUGGCCUUCGAGGUUCUCAGGGUAGCCAAGGUCCUGCUGGCCCUCCCGGUCCCCCCGGCCCUCCAGGCCCUCCUGGCUCAAGCGGCGGUGGUUACGACUUCGGUUACGAUGGAGACUUCUACAGGGCUGACCAGCCUCGCUCACCACCUUCUCUCAGACCCAAGGACUAUGAAGUCGAUGCCACUCUGAAGUCUCUGAACAACCAGAUUGAGACCCUCCUCACUCCUGAAGGCUCCCGGAAGAACCCAGCUCGCACCUGCCGCGACCUGAGACUCAGCCACCCAGAGUGGAGCAGUGGUUACUACUGGAUCGAUCCCAACCAAGGAUGCACUAUGGAUGCUAUCAAAGUAUACUGUGAUUUCUCUACUGGCGAAACCUGCAUCCGGGCCCAACCUGAAAACAUCUCCGUCAAGAACUGGUAUAAGAGCUCCAAGGCCAAGAAGCAUGUCUGGUUAGGAGAAACCAUCAAUGGUGGUACCCAGUUUGAAUACAACGUAGAAGGAGUAACCUCCAAGGAGAUGGCUACCCAACUUGCCUUCAUGCGUCUGCUGGCCAAUCAUGCCUCUCAGAACAUCACCUACCACUGCAAGAACAGCAUUGCAUACAUGGAUGAGGAAACCGGCAACUUGAACAAGGCUGUCAUUCUGCAGGGCUCCAAUGAUGUUGAACUUGUUGCCGAGGGCAACAGCAGGUUCACUUACACUGUUCUUGCCGAUGGCUGCACGAAAAAGACAAAUGAAUGGGGAAAGACAAUCAUUGAAUACAAAACAAAUAAGCCAUCUCGUUUGCCCUUCCUUGAUAUUGCACCUUUGGACAUCGGUGGCGCUGACCAAGAAUUCUAUGUGGACGUUGGCCCAGUCUGUUUCAAAUAAGUGAACUCCACCUAAAUUAAAAAAGAAAAGAAAUUUGAAAAAACUUUCUCUCCUUGCCAUUUCUUCUUCUUCUUCCUCUUCUUCUUUUUUAACUGAAAGUUGAAUCCUUCCAUUUCUUCUGCACAUCUUCUUGCUUAAAUUGUGGGCGAAAGAGGAGAAGGAUUGAUCAGAGCAUUGUGCAAUAUGAUUUCAUGAACUCUCUCCCCCAACCCCUAAAAAACAUCUGGAAUUUUUUCCAAAAGUCUUACACCUAAUGUGGGAAAUGUCAACCUUUGUAAGAAAACCAAAAUAAAAAUUGAAAAAUAAAAUAAAAACCAUGUACAUUUGCACCACUUGUGGCUUUUGAAUAUCUUCCACAGAGGGAAGUUUAAAACCCAAACUUCCGAAGGUUUAAACUACCUCAAAAUACUUUCCUGUGAGUGUGCUCCACCUCGUUGGGUG